This is a messenger RNA of Micromonas commoda, 1127 nucleotides long. RefSeq lists its product with no specific name. Gene Ontology annotation, molecular function: oxidoreductase activity, acting on the CH-CH group of donors. Gene Ontology annotation, biological process: lipid metabolic process. The coding region runs from base 254 to 1069 and encodes 271 amino acids. The transcript has a single exon. Gene Ontology annotation, cellular component: membrane. Lineage: Eukaryota; Viridiplantae; Chlorophyta; Mamiellophyceae; Mamiellales; Mamiellaceae. The record is from RefSeq and is a predicted model, not a curated record.
GCGUAUCGCGCUCCUUCCCGGCGGCGGCUCGCAUUUCGGAGGUUUCGGACGUCCCCGAGGUCGCGGCAAAGGCGGCGGAGACCGGAAACCCGCGCGAAGCGUCGACGGUCGAUCCUCCGUCGUCCGUCGCGGAGAGAGCCAAAACCCCCUCGGCACCCGCUCGUCCUUAUCCCGCGGACCUCCCCAGGGCUCCGUUCCCGGCACCGCGAACAACCGCUCGCUCCUCGAUAUCCUCGGCCUCGGUCCGAGAGGCAUGGACUCCAUCAUUCCCGGCGCCCCCCUGAUGGCCCAGUCCCUGGGUGGAGCCGCGGUCAUCGACUUCGGCAUCCAGCUCGUGGGAUGGGCGUUCGCGGCUGCGUUGAAGACGGAGAAGUUUUACGACCUGUGCGGAUCUCUCGCGUUCGCGUCGACCGCGGCGAUGACGUACGCGUCCUCCGCGCGCCUACCCCGCCAGGGCCUGAUCACCGGUUUGGUUUGCGCGUGGACCGCGAGGCUCGGCGCGUUCCUCGUCCGCCGCGUCUUCCGCGACGGCGGCGACUCGCGCUUCGACGAGGUGAAGCAUCAGCCGGGCAUGUUCCUGGUGUACUGGAUGCUCCAGGGCGCGUGGGUGUGGGUCACCGCGCUGCCGUGCUUCCUGGUCAACGGCGUGGCGUCGCAGAGCGCGCUGCACUGGGGUGACUACGCGUCCAUGGCGCUGUGGAUCGUCGGGUUCAUCACCGAGAGCGCCGCCGAUUACCAAAAGAGCGCCUUCAAGUCGGACCCGCGGAACAAAGGACGGUUCAUCGACACCGGACUGUGGAGCGUGAGCAGGCAUCCGAACUACUUUGGGGAGAUUUUGAUGUGGUGCGGCGUGGCGGGGGUGGCGGUCAGCAUGAACGCGUCGCCGGGAGUUUCCGUCGCGGCGUGCGCGUCGCCGCUGUUCGUCACCUUUUUGCUGACUCAGAUGAGCGGGAUACCGAUCCUGGAGAAGAUGGCCGACGAGCGGUGGGGCAACGAGGCUGCGUACCAGGAGUACAAGAGGAACACUCCUUGCCUCGUCCCGAGGCUCGUCCCCGUCAAGAAGCAGUGAGACUACUUUAGUGCGUGAAAGUCUACGUAGUAGAUAUGAAACAAUUGUGCGUUGAGAC